UAUACUUCAAACAACUCAUCCCAACAUCACACACUCAACACAGCAGUUCAGGAAGUUGCAGUGUCUCAAAUAUAAUCUGAGAACUGAACAUAUUUGAGGAGACACUAUAUCACUGGCUCUAAAAUGAAUCUCUAUGAGGGGAGAAAGGAGGAUGUUCACUAUCAAAACAAGAGAGUAGCAUCUCCAGAGCCCAGCUGUGUGUCUAUGAGGAGUGACAGAUCCAUGCCAGAACCCCCUACCUUCAGCACUGGAUCCGUGGCCUUUAACCCCAGUGACGCUGAGAACAAGAGAGCAGCAUCUCUAGAGCCCAGCUGUGUGUCUAUGAGGAAUGACAGAUCCAUGCCAGAACCCCACAUCUUCAGCACUGGAUCCCUGGCCUUUAACUCCAGUGACACUGAGAACAAGAGAGCAGCAUCACCAGAGGCCAGCAGUGUGUCUAUGAGGAGUGACAGAUCCAUGCCAGAACCGCCUAACUUCAGCACUGGAUCAGUGACCUUUAACCCCAGACGUGAUCAGAUUGAAGACCUGCAGCAGGAUUCCCACCAACCAGAUGAUCAACUACAGAGAGUUAAAGACCAGCACAAAACCAGCAUGAAGAACAAGUAUGAGAGAUUAUUUGAGGGAAUCAACCUACACAAGACUCAAACCCUCCUGAACAGGAUAUACACACAGCUCUACAUCAUAGAGGGAGAGAAAGGAAUAAAUAAAGAACAUGAGGUUUUACAGAUGGAGAAAACAGCCAGAACAAAACAUUCACAAGACAGUCCAAUUAACUGCAAUGACAUCUUUAAAGCUUCACCUGAACCAGGAUGUGAGGAGAAAGACCAAAUCAAGACUGUUCUUACUAAAGGCAUUGCUGGAAUCGGAAAAACUGUUUCAGUGCAGAAGUUCAUACUGGACUGGGUCGAGGGAAAAGCCAAUCAGGAUGUAGACUUCAUGUUUGUACUUCCAUUUCGAGAGCUGAACUUGAUCCGAGAUCAUAGGUACAGUCUUCAUAGACUUCUGCUGGACUUUUAUCCUGAACUUCAAGAUCUGGACUCAAAGAUUUAUGAGGAGUGUAAAGUUGUGUUCAUCUUUGAUGGUCUGGAUGAAAGCAGAAUCACACUGAUGUUUUCAGAUGAUCAUAAAGUUUGUGAUGUGACUGAGACUUCAUCAGUGGGUGUGUUGAUGUCAAACCUCAUGAAAGGAGAAUUGCUUCCCUCUGCUCUCAUCUGGAUCACCUCCAGACCAGCAGCAGCCAAUCAGAUCCCCUCUGACUACAUCAACCGUUUGACAGAAAUUCAGGGAUUCAAUGAGACUCAGAAGGAGGAAUAUUUCAGAAAGAGAAUCAGUGACCAGCAUCAAGCCAGCAGAAUCAUCUCACACAUCAGAAGAGCAAGAAGCCUCCACAUCAUGUGCCACAUCCCCGUCUUCUGCUGGAUCUCAUCGACUGUGCUUCAGAAGCUCCUGAAGGAUGAUCUGAGAGCAGAAAUCCCUCAAACUCUGACUGAAAUGUACAUUCACUUCCUGCUGAUUCAGAUCAACAUAAGGAAUCAGAAGUAUGAAGAGAGAGAUCCAAAGAAACUCCUGCAGUUAAACAAAGAAGUGAUUGUGAAACUUGCUGAAGUGGCUUUCAAACAGCUGAUGGAGGGCAAUGUGAUGUUCUAUGAGGAAGACCUGAUUGAGAGCGGCAUAGACGUCACUGACGCCUCAGUGUAUUCUGGGAUUUGCACUGAGAUUUUUAAGGAGGAAUCUGUGAUUCAUCAGAGGAAAGUCUACAGCUUCAUUCAUCUGACCUUUCAGGAGUUUCUCGCUGCUUUCUAUGAGUUUUACUGCUAUUUAACAAAGAACAUGGAGCCAGUGGAGUUGUUUCUGGAUGAUAAAUAUACGAGUUACAGGUAUAGAUCUGAGGAAAACUUCCUGUAUGAGCUGCUAAAAUCAGCAGUAGAUAAAGCACUCCAGAGUGAAAAUGGGCAGCUGGAUCUGUUCCUCCGGUUCCUGCUGGGCGUCUCAUUGGAGUCCAAUCAGAGACUCUUACAGGAUUUCCUGACACACACAGAGAACAGCUCAAGGAGCAUCAAGACAAUCACACUGUAUAUUAAAGACAAGAUCAAGAGAGGUGACUAUACCAUGAAACUUUCAGCUGAUAGCUCCAUUAAUCUGUUCCUCUGUCUGCUGGAAGUGAAAGAUCAGACUCUGACCAGAGAGAUUCAAGAUUUUGUGAAAUCAGACAAACACUCAAAGCAGAAACUCUCUCUGUCUCACUGCUCAACAAUCGCCUACAUUCUUCAGAUGUCAGAGGAGGUGCUGGAUGAGCUUGAUCUCAUGAAAUUCAACACAUCAGCUGAGGGAAGAGGAAGACUGAUACCAGCUGUGAUCAGCUGCAGAAAAGCCCUAAUUGCAGAAUGUUGGCCUUUUGAUCAGCACUGUGAAACUGUGUGUUCAGCUUUACAAUCAUCAAAUUCCAAUUUGAGAGAGCUUGAGCUGAGUGUAAAUGACCUGAGGGAUUCGGGAGUGAAGCUGUUGUCUGAUGCACUGAAGAGUCUAAACUGUCAGCUGGAGAUACUGAGGUUUGACUUUAACAUUCACUCAUUUACUGUUUCAUUAUUAUACCCUUUGUAUAUUGUAAUGUGAAUGUAUCAGUGGCAUUUGUUUAAUUUAGGGUUUAUUUUAAGACUAUGCAGUGUGGAUUAUAUAAUUAGUC
Molecule: messenger RNA, 2683 nt
Organism: Labeo rohita (rohu)
Lineage: Eukaryota; Metazoa; Chordata; Actinopteri; Cypriniformes; Cyprinidae
Product: protein NLRC3
Exons: 6
Coding region: 124-2613 (829 amino acids)
Source: RefSeq, a predicted model, not a curated record